Molecule: messenger RNA, 2656 nt
Organism: Rattus rattus (black rat)
Lineage: Eukaryota; Metazoa; Chordata; Mammalia; Rodentia; Muridae
Product: immunoglobulin superfamily member 1-like
Source: RefSeq, a predicted model, not a curated record
UUUUUCUGGUCUCACUAGAGAAGCCUGGUUGUUGGGAACAGCUCAAGGGGUUGCCAUGCUCUCCAUACUCAUAGCUCUUCUUUGCUGUGGGCUGUGCAAUGGGGCAUUGACAGAGGAGAUUGAAAUCAUCAUGCCAACCCCUAAACCUGAACUGUGGGCAGAGACGAACUUCCCUCAGGCCCCGUGGAAGAACUUAACCCUCUGGUGCAGAAGCCCUUCUGGCUCAACUAAGGAGUUUGUGCUACUAAAGGACGGGACUGGGUGGAUUGCAACUCGCCCAGCCUCAGAGCAGGUCCGGGCUGCCUUCCCCCUUGGCGCCCUGACCCAAAGCCACACCGGGAGUUACCAUUGCCAUUCAUGGGAGGAGAUGGCUGUGUCGGAGCCCAGUGAAGCACUUGAACUAGUGGGGACAGACAUCCUUCCCAAACCUGUCAUUUCGGCUUCCCUUCCAAUCCGGGGCCAGGAACUGCAGAUCCGAUGUAAAGGAUGGCUGGAAGGCUUGGGGUUUGCUCUGUAUAAGAUGGGAGAGCAGGAACCUGUCCAGCAACUCGGUGCUGUUGGGAGAGAAGCCUUCUUUACAAUUCAAAGAAUGGAGGAUAAAGAGGAGGGCAACUACAGCUGCCGCACACAUACUGAAAAGCAGCCCUUCAAGUGGUCUGAGCCCAGUGCUCCCCUGGAGCUUGUCAUAAAAGAACUGUACCCCAAGCCUUUCUUCAAGACAUGGGCUAGCCCCGUGGUCACUCCUGGUUCUAGAGUGACUUUCAAUUGCUCCACCUCCCGGGAACACAUGAGUUUUAUUCUUUACAAGGAUGGCAAUGAAAUUGCAUCCAGUGACCCGGUCUGGGGGAACCCGGGAACCAGCACAGCACACUUUCUGAUCAUCUCAGUGGGCAUUGGUGAUGGAGGAAACUAUAGCUGCCGCUAUUCUGACUUUUCCAUCUGGUCUGAGCCCAGCGACCCCGUGGAGCUUAUUGUGACAGAAUUCUACCCCAAACCCACUCUCCUGGCACAGCGGCCUGUGGUGCUUCCUGGGAAGAAUGUGACCCUGCGCUGUCAAGGAAUUUUCCAGGGCAUGAGGUUUGCCCUCUUACAGGAGGGUACUCAUGCUCCCUUACAGUUCCAGAGUGCCUCGGGGACCUCCGUUGACUUCCUCCUCCACACUGUUGGAGCAGAGGACUUUGGGAACUACAGCUGUGUCUACUAUGAGACAACCAUGUCCAACAGGGGCUCAUAUCUUAGUACCCCCCUUAUGAUCUGGGUGACUGACACAUUCCCCAGACCAUGGUUGUCUGCUGAGCCUAGUUCUGUGGUCACCAUGGGGCAGAAUGUUACUCUAUGGUGCCAAGGACCAGUCCAUGGAGUUGGGUACAUUCUGCACAAAGAAGGAGAAGCCACGUCAAUGCAGCUUUGGGGUUCCACUAGCAAUGAAGGGGCAUUCCCUAUCAUCAAUAUAUCUGGUGCUAGCAUAGGACGUUAUAGCUGCUGUUACCACCCUGACUGGAUGAGCCCUAUCAAGAUACAGCCUAGCAACACUCUGGAACUCAUAGUCACUGGUUUACUCCCUAAGCCCAGCCUGUUAGUCCAGCCUGGUCCCAUGGUAGCCCCCGGAGAAAACAUGACUUUUCAAUGUCAAGGAGAACUGCCAGAUUCGACAUUUGUCCUGUUGAAGGAGGGGACACAACACCCCAUAGAACAACAGAGGCCAAGUGGGUACAGAGCUGACUUCUGGAUGCCAGUGGUGAGGGAUCAAGAUUCUGGUGUUUACAGCUGUGUUUAUUAUCUGGAUUCUGCUCCCCUUGUGGCUUCUAAUCACAGCAACUCUCUAGAGAUCUGGGUGACCGAUAAGCCCCCUAAACCCUCUCUGUCAGCGUGGCCCAGCACUGUGUUCAAACUAGGAAAGGAUAUCACCCUUCAGUGAGGACCCCUGCCAGGAGUUGAAUUUAUGCUAGAACACGAUGGAGAAGAGGCCCCCCAACAGUUCUCAGAGGAUGGAGAUUUUGUCAUCGGCAACAUGGAAGGGAAAGGCAUUGGAAACUACAGUUGCAGCUACCGGCUGCAGGCUUACCCUGACAUCUGGUCAGAGCCCAGCGACUCCCUGGAGCUGGUUGGAGCCGCAGGGCCUGUUGCUCAAGAGUGCACUGUGGGUAACAUUGUCCGAAGUACCCUGAUUGUGGUGGUUGUGGUAGCCUUGGGGAUAGUGCUAGCCAUAGAGUGGAAGAAGUGGCCUCGACUUCGGACUAGGGGAUCUGAGACAGAUGGGAGAGACCAGACCAUAGUCCUUGAAGAGUGUAACCAAGAUGGAGAACCCGGCACUACCACCAAUUCUCCUUCAUCUGCUUUGCAGGGUGUCUCAGUGGAACAAACAGUCCCAAUAUAAUUACCCUCUCCUUUACAAGAGCUUUCCUCUUCUGUCUUUUACCUGCAGAGACCUGAGAAUCCCACUUGUUUACCCUGGAAUUCCGCAGCAUUUACUGCUUCUUGACCUCUAACUGCCUGAGUUGGGUCAAGAGGGUUCUGGGAGUGACAAGCUCUACCAGGUCAAGCUGUUUCCUUUAUCUCUCUAACUCCUCACCAUACUGAUUUACUGGUGCAUGCGAUUCUGUUUAAAAUGUCUUCUUCUGAAUAAAGAGACUAUUCACUAUUUAACUGCAAACCA